Thunnus maccoyii (southern bluefin tuna) is the source of this 3382-nucleotide messenger RNA. RefSeq names its product dachshund c (gene dachc). NCBI's taxonomy places the organism in Eukaryota, Metazoa, Chordata, Actinopteri, Scombriformes, Scombridae. The transcript is spliced from 11 exons. The record is from RefSeq and is a predicted model, not a curated record. The coding region runs from base 969 to 2840 and encodes 623 amino acids.
AGUAUAAACAACAGAAGAUAAUGACAAAACACUGGCAACCAGCUGGAAUGGAGAGCAACAUAAAUUACCUGAAAAAAAGGUAAAACAUCUUUUAAGAAGGCACCUGAUUUACAUUUUUUUUUUAGUUAUAGGCCUAUAUAACAAUUAUAGUAACAGAUAUAACAAUUCAUGUCCAAUUUAAACUCUAGUUUGAAUUUGACACUUUUGUAUAAACUAAUCUGAUUUAAUAUUUUUUAGUCAUAAAAACACCAAAAUGUCCAGAGAGUUUUCCCUUGUCUAAAGUCUAUUUUUGUAUUUUAUUCUGACUCUAUUGGCUAGAAUAAGAUUUAACAAAGUCUCUCUGAUGAUGAUAUAACUAGUAUUUAGACAUGGAUAAUAUUUGCUCACAAGAAACAUUACUACAGUAAUCAGGUCAUUUGUUGUUGUUUUUUCAAGGAUAAUGCAAUUAUGCAACUAUUAGUCCCAAAAUAUGUUAAGGGAAGAUUACAGUGAUACCACGAGGGUUUAAAAAAAAUGUCUUAAAGAAGACAGAUUGAAUGCCACAGACACAUUAAGUCCCAUCAGAAGCAUUAAUAUUAAAGUGUAUUUUCGUUAGGCGUUCAUAAAUAGGCUUAUCCAUAGUUUAUGUAGGCUAAUCUUUGCUCUCUCUCCUCUGUGUGUGUGUGUGUCUCUCACUCUCUAAGAAUAUGCCCAGGCAGACUCCUCCUCUUUAUGAUAAUGUGACAGUAGCAUCUCCAGCUCUGAGACAAGCCUCCACUCAUUCUGAUUCAACUAUGUGAUCUGUUUUUCCUCACACGGUCCCUGUCUCCUCUUCUCUCUCCUCUCUUCUUUUUAUCCCCCUCUCCUUCUCGUCACGCUCAAUGCGCAGUUUCCCCUCUCGCAAAGCGGCUGCAUUUGUUCGGCAAAGUUACUUUCUUAAAUAGUUGACUUUUUUGAAGUUUACUUUUUUUAUUUUCUUAUUCUCGGACAUGACCACUAUGGCAACUCCGGCUACUGCGGCUCUGCUCCCCGCCGCUCCUCUCGGGCACCACCCGGCGCCGAGUUCCGUCUCUCCGGCCACCAACUCUCCGCCACCUGCGGCCACCUCAGCCGCGUCUUCCCCGGCUCCACCGGUGGCGCACCCGGCGCUGCUCCACCAGUUCAGGGCGGACCUUUUACUAUCGAACGGGACUCCGUUGAAGACCGGAGGAGCUGCGGUGUCCAGCGGCGCUAAGCCCGUGUACGCCACCCCGUCGCCCGUGGAGAGCACGCCGCAGAACAACGAGUGCAAACUGGUGGAGGUGAAAGGUGCCAAGCUGGCCUCAUUCACGGUGAAAGACACGGAACUCAUCUGCCUGCCUCAGGCUUUCGACGUCUUCCUCAAGCACCUGGUCGGCGGGCUCCACACCGUCUACACGAAGCUGAAGCGGCUGGACAUUGCCCCGGUGGUGUGCAACGUGGAGCAGGUCCGGGUGCUGCGGGGGCUGGGGGCCAUCCAGCCCGGGGUGAACCGGUGCAAACUCAUCUCCAGGCAGGACUUCGAGACGCUCUACAACGACUGUACCAACGCAAGUUCGAGGCCUGGCCGACCGCCCAAGAGGCUGCAGAGUGUGACAGAGGGCGGGACUCACCACAUGCUGUCUCACAGCGGUCUGAUGCACGCUGGGAUCAUGCCUUCUGCAGAUCUGUCUGCCCUAGCCAAGAAGAUCAAGCUUGAGGCGAUGGCCGGUUACCACAGCAACCAACAACAUGGCGGGCCAAACGGAGAGAACGGUGAUCACAAUCCCGGGUUGGUGCUGGACCAGUUGCCCUUCAUGAUGAUGUCACAUCCUCUGAUCCCUGCCAGCCUGGCACCGGCCUCCGUUUCCAUGGCGAUGGGCCAGAUGAACCGACUGAGCACGCUGGCCAGCAUGGCCAACGUGGCGCAGCUCCACGGCAACCCCUCUGCCAGGGCUCCCACCUCCGUCAUUAAGGAACGAGUGCGUGACAGCCCCUCCCCUUCCCCGUCAUUGGAGGAAGCUCAGAUGUCAUCCAAUCACAGCAGCAGCGUGUCGAGUUCACCGUCUCACACAGAACGCACUGCGGAAACCACACACGCGCUCCAUGACGGCCUGUCAUCGAGUCACAGUCACAGCGUGUUAGGACAUUCUCCCGGUAUGGUGGCGGGGGCCAGAGAGACAGACAGGACUUCAGUAGAAUACAGCAAGGAACACAAGAGGGGCCACACUGACAGAGAUAACAGCUCCUUGGCCACCCAGACAUCUAGGGAGAGCGGUGAUAGACAAGUCUACCAGAAACCCCCAUCAGGCAGGGAGGCCUGUGAGAGGGUAUCUUACCCUGCGGGGCAGAAGCUCCCAGCAGGUCUCCACCACACUCCCUUCAUCUUCCCGGAAGGCUUGUCCUCCAUAGAGACCCUGCUCACGAACAUCCAGCAGGGUCUGCUGAGGGUUGCCAUAGAGAACGCCCGGGCGCAGGAGAAGCAGGACCAGCUGGAGAGGACAGAGCUGAAGAUGGAGCUGGUCCGGGAGAGGGAGCUCAGAGAGACAUUGGAGAGGCAGCUUAGCAUGGAACAGAAAAACAGAGUUCUGAUCCAGAAGCGCCUGAAGAAGGAAAAGAGGAGUAAGAGGAGACUACAGGAGGCCUUGGAGGAGGAGGUCAAACUCCGUGAUCAGGCAGAGCACAGCCUGCUGCACACUGCCAACACACACACAGCUACAGGCCAUCAAUCAUCAGCAGCCCCUCCUCACACAGAGUCCGUGACCCAGGACUUGGAUGGGAGCAACCAUGAUGACAACAGGCUGGACACCAAGGCAACAGUACAAGAGGGCAGAGUGUUCCUUCAGACCGCUGGGAUGUACUGAAGACGAGCUGGAAGGACGGAUGGAUGAAUGGGUGGAUGGAUGGAAGAACAGAGUGAUGAAGAGCCCUCAUUUAUGAGAUAUACAAUAGACAGGCACGCUCAGUCGUGCAGUGGCAUCCGAGAUACACAUCCCCACCUCCUCAAGGGGGCAUCCCUGCAUUUCAAGGGUGACAUUUGAACUUUUUUCAUCCUUCUCUUGUUUAAUUUAUUGCAUUAAUCACAGAAUCUCGGCCGUAGUGGGAACAGUAUUUUAUUCCGAUGAUGUGUUUUUUGACCGUGUUUCUUUCAAUCAAAAGGUUUUUAGAUCCUAGCUGAAGAUGACCAUAGUUGUUUUGUCAGUGCUGUUUAUCUGGACACAAGUGAUGAAUAUAACUUGUAACAGAGUUGUGUACAUAUAUAUAGUCAUCAUUUUUUUUUUUGUUAUUAUUAUUAUUAUCAAAAAAACAUAAUGGCAUGUUGUACAGUCAGUAAAUGACUUGUAUUGUGUAUGUUAUGCAGUAGUGCAGUUUGACAAUACAAACAAUACAAAUCCUUUUUAUUAAA